This is a messenger RNA of Penicillium soppii, 291 nucleotides long. RefSeq lists its product as uncharacterized. The transcript has a single exon. The record is from RefSeq and is a predicted model, not a curated record. Bases 1 to 291 code for a protein of 96 amino acids. Lineage: Eukaryota; Fungi; Ascomycota; Eurotiomycetes; Eurotiales; Aspergillaceae.
AUGGCCGACCACAGCUCUCCAAAUUACAAAGAUCUUUACCUUAGGGCAGAAGAAGGACGGAAGCAGGAAGCAGAAGGGAGACGGCAGGAAGCAGAAAGGAGGCGACAAGCAGAGGAAAGCAACCAACAGACCUCUUUCACAGAGCUCUUACAGAACUGCCAUGACCUUCUCUCCCGCCAGUUGCGAGUCGAGACACCAUCUCGCUCAACCACUGGAAAAUACCCCUUCCCACUGGAAAAUACUGCCCAACUCGAUUGGAACAUUGGGCCGACUGCCCAGAGCAGCUGCUAA